Messenger RNA from Morus notabilis, 2046 nucleotides. RefSeq names its product amino acid transporter AVT6E. Lineage: Eukaryota; Viridiplantae; Streptophyta; Magnoliopsida; Rosales; Moraceae. The record is from RefSeq and is a predicted model, not a curated record. Gene Ontology annotation, molecular function: amino acid transmembrane transporter activity. Gene Ontology annotation, biological process: amino acid transmembrane transport.
UUGAACAUCGCACAGAGACCUGAAAAUCCCUCAAGCUCUCUCUUUUCCCAAUCAUAAAUUCCCAUCUUUUCUGUGUAAAAUUUCUCAUGCAUAUUGGCCUUUUGAGAUCUGCAAUUGAUCUAAUCUCCUUCAAUGGACAGUAAUUAUUCAGCCAUUCCCAAAACGUCAUAUCUGGAAUUGCGGGUAAAGAACGAUCCUCGAAAACCUAGAUCCCCACCCAAGUUCCUUCCUUCCAAAGUGGAGAGAUAUCUGAAUUCGAAGAAUGCGAAUGGGCAUGAUUUCGACGACGGUCUCGAUUUUCAUGUAGAAUAUCCCCUAACUGUUGGCGAUUCUAGGUCUAACCAUGACUCUGGAAUCUCCAGCUCAGUUUUCAAUCUCUCGACGUCGAUCAUCGGUGCCGGGAUUAUGGCCUUACCGGCGACAAUGAAGAUACUUGGGUUGGUUUUGGGGUUUUUGUUGAUAAUUCUGAUGGGGAUUUUGUCAGAGAUUAGCGUCGAGUUGUUGGUGAGAUUUUCGGUUCUGUGUAAGGCGAGAUCUAACGGCGAGGUCGCUCAAUGCGCGUUUGGAUGACCGGCGAGAGUCUUGUCGGAGAUCUAUAUAAUCGUGAACAACGCAGCCGUUUUGGUGGUUUAUCUGAUCAUCAUGAGAGAUGUCAUGUCGGGUUCGAUCCGCCAUCUUGGAGUAUUCGAUCACAGGAAGCUUCUGAUUCUGGUCAUUUCGGUGGUUUUUCUCACACCACUUUGCGCGUUGGAGAGGAUUGAUUCUCUGAGCUUGACUUCAGCUGCUUCAGUAGCUCUUGCCUUAGUCUUUGUUGUGGUUGCUUGCGUUGUUGCGAUCAUUAAUAAUUCAAAUUAAAAAUUUAAAUCAUUAAAUUAAACGGUGCUGAGCCCAGAUUUCGGGCCCUAAGAGGCCAUCUUGGACUUGCUUGUGGUGAUUCCCAUCAUGACCAAUGCUUAUGUUUGCCACUUCAAAGUUCAGCCUAUUUACAACGAGCUUGAAGACCGGUCUCCUCAGAAGAUGAACCGUGUGGGUAGGAUCACCACUGUUUUUUGCAUUGUGGUUUAUACUUCAACAGCCAUGUCUGGUUAUCUCCUCUUUGGGAAUGAUACAGAGGCUGAUGUGCUGACCAACUUCGAUAAAGAUCUCAGGAUUCGAUUCAGUUCGGCCUUGAAUUAUAUCGUCGGUUCGGGUACAUUCUUCAUUUGGUUCUUGUUUUUUCCAGUUAUCCAUUUCUCAUUAAGGCAAACAAUUAAUGCUUUGGUGUUAGAGGGCUCUGCUCCUUUGUCUGAGAGUAGGAAGAGGUCAUUAGUUUUGACAAUUGUUCUGUUGGCACUAAUUUAUUUAGGAUCCACCGUGAUUCCAAACAUUUGGACGGCUUUUAAAUUUACAGGGGCAACCGCAGCCGUGUCGUUGGGCUUUAUAUUUCCUUCUCUCAUUGCGUUGAGAUUGAGUCGGAAAGGGGAGAGUUUGAGCCUCGUACAGAAGCUUCUUUCGCGGUUGAUGCUAAUAAUGGCUGUAGUAGUCAGCAUUGUUGGAGUAGUUGGAAACGUUUAUAGCCUCAAAAGCGAAUAUAAAUGACCUUCUUCACAGUGUUAUAAGGGUUAUUAAUUUGGUGAUCAUUGGUAGAAAGUCAUGGGCUAAAAACUUUUCUGAUCAGAAGAACGGCAAAUGAAAUUGGCUGAGGUCAUCCAGGGAAGUUAAUGCCUGAGCUGUUUCCAACAGUGGCAAUUUUUUCUAGGGGGUGAAAUGAAAAUGGCUGGAAAUAUCACGAGGACCAUCCCCAUUGUUCAACACAUUUUUUUUUUAUUUAAUUUUAUACUUUUUUCCUAUGUUUCUUUUACCCUUUUUGCUUAGAGGAAUACCAAAAGGUUGCUCUGUGUCGGAGAUAAAUCGUUUAUAGGGAAAAGAAUAGUUCUAUACUCCUUGUGACAAUGUGUAAGUUAUAAUUGGAAUUAAAAUAAAAAAUAAUUCAGACCACGCUUUUUUCAUCGCACGCAGUUGUAAUUAAGUUAUAAUUAAGGCUUAGACGCUUAGUCGACUGUCUAG